CACAGACAAACAGCGAGCGGUCUCGAGGGAGUACUCUGGGGAAGGGAAGAAGGAGGUGAAGCGUCACGGAACGAAAAGAGCAGGAGACUUGAGAAAACCUCUCACAAAACCCCAGCGACACCAGCGCUUGCAUCAGUACCACAAGCAGGGGGAAGAGAUGGGGGGCACCAAAGAUUCGAUGCCAUUGGUGGUCGCAUAUUUCUCGGCUGCGUUGAUUGGUGGGGCGUGGUGUUGGGGAGGAGCGUGUCUGCAGGACAGCAGGCACAAAGCCACGCCCGGUCCAGAGCCCUACUUGACAGAGUGCACGCUCUACGCAGACAAUUCCUGCUGUUCAGAGGAGGGAAUCCAGGAGAUCGUAGCCACCCCUGCCAUUAGGGGGGGGAGUGUGCCCUGGGACAGGUGUGGACCACAUAGUCUCAGCUGUGAGGGCUUCCUGAAGCGCCUGUCUUGUUUUCAUCGCUGCUCUCCAGAUGCGGCUCGCUGGCCACACCCCCAGCAGCCUGAUGCCAUCCAGGCCACGCCCCUGUGCCACAGCUUCUGCAGAGACUGGUUUGGGGCCUGCAAGGCAGACCUGACGUGCACCCGCGACUGGGCCAGGGACUGGAAGGGGGUGAACUGCACUGGGAGCUGUGUGCCGUUCCAGCAGAUGUUCCGGGACGGGCGUGACCUGUGUGACAGACUCUGGGGGGACUCUUUUGUGACUGUGGAGGAUGAUGGGGAGGAGAGGGGCUCCUGUGGCUGCCUCUCCCUCAGCCCCUCCGACAGGGAGGUGGUGGCAGCCCUGCGUGCCCAUGAUGAAGACCCCGACGAGCUAGACACCACCAAGACAGGCCUCCCACAGUACCGUGCCCCCUGCCCAAUGCGCCGCCGGGCCCAGGUCCACACAGCGCCCCCGCAGGCCAGGAGGAGCAACGAUAACAUCGUCGUGCACAGGCGCUCCAUCGUCAUGGACGACGCAGAAGGCAGUGGCAGUGGGUUCUAAAAUGUCAAAAAAUGUUCUUGUGUUUCAUGAUGUUCCUAGAACUUGCAGUUCUAACCCAAAAAGGGACCAUCGCCUUUAUCCUCUAACUUACCAUCUGAGUGUACCUCUCCCAUUCAUAAGCAUCAAUAACUUCUCAGCUCUUGCAGAAAAUAGCAUGCACUUUGAACAGUUUAGUUAGAAUUGACACUAAACUGUAAUUAUAUUAUACCAAGAGGCAAAUCUGUCAGCAACCUAGAUGGGUUUCCCAACCUGAAAUGUAACCACCUCAUGAUUGCUAUUGUGCUAUACCAGAGUCUGAUGCUUAUGCACCUCUGUGUUGAAAAUUGUUUUAAAAAAAUACAAAGAUAACCACUCAUAACCACAUCCACGCCACCACAGUGACAGCUGUUUUCCUCACAGGUAAUUUGCACAAAAAAACUUUUGGAGCCAGCUAAGAUAUACAUGACAAUAUCUGCAAACGGUUUAAAUUAUUAAAUGCAAACACACAAGAACUGUGUAUACAGCAAUCCCUCAAAAGCAAAGUUAAACAGCCACAGUGUUCUUGAGUGCGGACAAAUAUAUUAGGCCAGACAGCAGAUUAAAACCUACUUGGACAUUUCAUCUCUCCUUAACUCUUCCUAGAUACAUACCACAUAAACCAUAUGUAUCACACACAUUACACAUAUCAUAUUUACCACAUAAUACACACAAACCAAACGUCAUAUAUACCACAUAGAGUCCAUAUAUCCACACAUAUUGCCAAUAACAUAUACUAUACAUUAUCAAAUGUACCACAUACACAUACAAAAUACUGAUUAUAUAUACCAUGCAUUGAACACUGUUUUCAUACACUAUUCACAAAAUCCUGAUUACACACACCAUGUAUUCAUUGAUAUCUACACCUACACAACUACACACACUCAAAUGUUAUCUGUUGCAUACCCUCAACUUGCAUGACAAAUAAAUAGACAGGUGUAUUUCUUUUUAGGGAGUAGUUGUCAUGGAGGGGGUUAUGUUAGAGAAGGUAUUUGUGUUAGGACAAUGCUGGUAGAGAAUGCACAAUUUAAUACAGUGUGAAAUGUCGAACAUCACUGCAGAAGGUGGAGGGUUUUUAGAAGCAGGGAGAGAAGGGAACAAUAGUCCACCCACAGGACAGCACAAAAUUUGAACUAUGGCUGACAUGGAGUUUGUUUUGGAUGUGUUUUCGUCUUACUAUGAAUAUGGUUAUUAAUGUGGCAAGGAGACCUGACCUUUCUGAUUGAAUCAGAACAGAAUCACAGCAGGGCUCGAGUCAGAGAAGCCACUGGUCAAUGCCCAAAGGAGCCCUGUCCAGACACAGAGCUUAUUUUCCUGCAAACCGAACUGAGAACAUUCCUGUC
Molecule: messenger RNA, 2340 nt
Organism: Megalops cyprinoides (Indo-Pacific tarpon)
Lineage: Eukaryota; Metazoa; Chordata; Actinopteri; Elopiformes; Megalopidae
Product: riboflavin-binding protein-like
Exons: 6
Coding region: 158-982 (274 amino acids)
Cellular component (GO): external side of plasma membrane
Molecular function (GO): riboflavin binding; signaling receptor activity; riboflavin transmembrane transporter activity
Source: RefSeq, a predicted model, not a curated record